AGAAAAGAAUCGAGAAAUAUGCUUGCUACAAAAAAAUUUGAUGCAGCACUUGACUUAUAUAAACAAGAGAUAGAUAAUAAUAACUUAGUAAAUAACUUUGAUAUAUUAAUGACAAUAUUAUUAAAAGAAAUUAAGAAAUACAAAACAGCAUUGCAAGCUCAUAAACAACAACCUACUUGA
Molecule: messenger RNA, 180 nt
Organism: Racocetra persica
Lineage: Eukaryota; Fungi; Glomeromycota; Glomeromycetes; Diversisporales; Gigasporaceae
Source: the annotation of a GenBank genome assembly